AUGCCCGCACACGCAGUGUGGGAUGAUGGUUAUGACUCGCAGAGCUCGGAGUACUCCGAGACCGACGUCUCACUUCAUCGACCGGGUGUCAGAACCCAUAUCCGACAGCGCUCCAUCUCUCGUCACCGCCGCCCGGAAGUCACUCAUUUCUUAGCACCAUCCCAAACCCGCAUGGUUCGGUCGGCCUCGACAAGCAGCCGACGCCGCCGAGACCCACCAGCACCACCAGCACCACCCGCACCACCAGCGGUAAUGAUUUUCAACGAGCAAGGGCUGCAGUCAGAGAGUCGUGCCGAGAACAAGCCCCAGUCUCGACGGGUGCAUCAAAAAUUUAAAGAUGACCACAGUCACCAUCAUCGCCACAACCGCUUCGAUGAUGAAGACGAUGCACCGGUCCUCCCAGCCCGCCGUGGGCGCCCCCGCGCCGUCAGUACUGCCGUCUCACGUGAAGCUUCCCCCUUCCACCGUGAUCACGAGCUAGCUAUGGGUCAGCACAUGCUGGAUCGCAACGACAUUCGGCAGGACAUGGUCCAGCAGAUCAUGGAGCGCGAUAACCUUCGGCAGGAUUUGGAUAUCUGGAAGCAUCAACAAGAGAUCGAACGGCUACAGCGGCAGCUGCAGAAAUCUCGUGAUCGCAGCACGCAUGAGCGCGAGCAGAUUAUUGUGAAUCCGCCAGCCGAUCCGCGUGAGUCUCGGCUGCUCAAGGAGGAGGCCGAGCUUUAUGAGGAAGAACUUUCGGAACGGCUGCGUAGGCUGCAGCGACUCGAGCGCAAGCAACAGUCUGCGGAGGAAGAGCGCAAGGCUGAGGAGCGCUAUCAGCUCAAGAAGUAUGCGGCGGACAAGAGAUCUGCUGCUGAGCAAGAGGAGAUUAGACAUAGACUGGAAGAGGAACGGUUGAAGGAGCUUGCGCGCAUACAGGAUGAGAAAGGACAGAGGGAGAAGCUCAUGCGGGAGGAGAGGUGGAAGGAGAUUGCAAGACAGAAGGAGGAACAAGAGGAGAGGGAGAAGCUUAUGCGCGAGGAGAAGUGGAAGGAGCUUGCAAGGCAGAAGGAGGAGGAGGAGGAGCAUGAAAAGCUCGUUCAGCAGAUUCGCGACGAAGAUGCGCGAAAGGCGAGGGAGGUCGAGGAGAAGCGGAAGAAAGAACUAGCUAUGAAGGCUGCUGCUGUCGAGGAGUGGAAGCUUGAACAGGAGCGCAUCAGGAAAAGACAAGCCGAGGAGGCGGCGCGGCAGGCGAAGGAGUUCCGUGAUCGACUUCGCAGCAUUGGCUAUACGGAGGAGGAGAUUGACAAUAUCAUCAAUAAGGAAAAGAGGGAGGGGGAAAAGAAGAAGAAAGAAGAAGAAGAGAAGAAGAAGAAGGAGGAGGAGGAGAAAAAGAAGGCAGAAGAGAAAAAGAAGGAAGAGGAGAAGAAGAAGGAGGAGGAGAAGAAGAAGGAAGAGACCAAGCUCACAUGGAUCAGGGUCCAUCGCAAGCAUUUGCUACCAGAUACCUUGAUCGCCUACGGUCUGCCUUGGGGUUUCGACGAGAACGACGGCAACUACAUCAUCAUCAAAAAGUGGAUAGACCACGACCUCCAGGAUCAGCUUUUCGCCCACACUCAACGUCUACGCGAGGGCAAGGUCAUCGCCGAGACUUCCCACUCGAGGACCGAACUGAAAGUCAACGACCGCAAAAAGGACAGAAUGUUCCUGGUUCGGAAGAAAAGCCCUUCAGGUCGUCGGGUGCACGUCUUCACAUAA
This is a messenger RNA of Penicillium coprophilum, 1737 nucleotides long. RefSeq lists its product as uncharacterized. Bases 1 to 1737 code for a protein of 578 amino acids. Lineage: Eukaryota; Fungi; Ascomycota; Eurotiomycetes; Eurotiales; Aspergillaceae. The record is from RefSeq and is a predicted model, not a curated record. The transcript is spliced from 3 exons.